AUGAAGACUUUGGACGCCCGUCUUUCGACGCCAAAAAAGGCACUGAACCGCUUUGGGACAUUGAUGGACGGCCACAUGCAAUACAACGCUGAGUCAGCGAGGGUGUCGGCGUACACCGACUCCAAGUUUCAAGAAAAAGCACGCCACGAGCGGGUGGCGGCGGACCAAGAGAAAAAUGAAGUUGACGGAAUGUACAUUCGAAACGAGGCAAUCCAAACGAUGGGUAAGCGGAAGUCUCUCGACGAUGACUUUGAAAAAGCAUCGGGCGCUGGUGGGCGUUUCAUGAAGAUCACUACUGCCAUGCAAGAGGAUACCAAGGCAGAUCGGGAGUUGAGCAAUGAUGAGCUGGAAUUUCGAAAGUGUAAGUACGACAAGGAACUCGAGGAACGCCAAAAAGACCGCGAAUUAGCCUCGCAGCAGUCUCGGCUUCAACACGAAACAAUUCUUGCCAUGUUAGCAGCCAUGAAAAAGUAG
This is a messenger RNA of Aphanomyces astaci, 474 nucleotides long. RefSeq lists its product as hypothetical. The record is from RefSeq and is a predicted model, not a curated record. The transcript has 2 exons. The coding region runs from base 1 to 474 and encodes 157 amino acids. Lineage: Eukaryota; Oomycota; Saprolegniomycetes; Saprolegniales; Verrucalvaceae.